Molecule: messenger RNA, 1160 nt
Organism: Crotalus tigris (Tiger rattlesnake)
Lineage: Eukaryota; Metazoa; Chordata; Lepidosauria; Squamata; Viperidae
Product: arylamine N-acetyltransferase 2-like
Exons: 1
Coding region: 261-1106 (281 amino acids)
Molecular function (GO): acetyltransferase activity
Source: RefSeq, a predicted model, not a curated record
CGCUUCCCUGGCAUAAUGAAACUACCAGCUGCUGUGUAGACAGCAAAACUCACAGCAGAAAUUCCAAGGGAAAAGUUUUGGGGAAGAGGGGAAGGAAAUCAGGCAGGAAAGGAGAAGAGACUUGGGAACUGAAGUGUCUUGGAGUCUCAACCCCCGUUUAGAGCUUCGUUACUGAAAGAAAUCAAAGGAACAAGAUCUUGGAAAGAGGUAAAGCAGGAAUCUUGAAACGUCCCUAUUCAAGAUCUUCCAUCCAGUCAGACAUGGAUGUUGGAUGUUACCUGAAACGGAUGGGAUUCCAAGGUGUCUCUACCUGCCCUUCUUUGGAGACCCUCAAGUACCUCCACCGUUCCCACCUCUUCUCAGUACCCUUUGAGAGCCUCAGCAUCCAUUGCAAAGAGCCCAUCAGCCUGGAAUUGCCUCGUCUGUAUGAGAAGAUUGUUCAAAACCACCGGGGUGGUUUUUGUUGUGAGCUGAAUGGACUUUUCCAGUGGUUGCUGCAAGUGUUGGGAUUCCACACCAAAAUUAUAGCUGCACGUGUUUGGAACCGCUUCACGCAGUGCUACGGUCCUCCGUUGGACCACUUGAUAAUUUUGGUAGACUUGGAUGGGCAGCAGUUUCUGUGUGAUGUUGGGUUUGGAGAAGGUUUCCUGGAACCAUUAGAGAUGAAGCCCGAGGUGGAACAAGUUCAAGAAGCAGGCAUAUUUUGGUUGAGUCUGGAAGGAGCUACCUGGGUCCUGGAACGUCGGGAAAUUUCUGGAGAGAGGGGGAGAUUCCUCUAUAAAUUCACCCUAGAGGAGAAGAAACUAGAAGACUUUUCUGACAUGUGUCUUUACCACCAGACUUCACCUUGUUCUAUCUUCACCUGCAAAUCCUUUUGUUCUUUGCACAAAGCCGGUGGUGGACGUCUGACCUACCUGGGCCAGCGCCUAAUUUUCACCAUGGGAAGGGAACGUACGGAAACCUUCUUGCAGAACUCUGAUAUCCCAACCGUUCUCUUUGAUAAAUUUGGGGUCAACCUGAAGAACUUUGAACCAAAGGAUGAAAAAAUCCUGCCACCUCCUCAACAAGAUUCAUUAGUGGGAGAAGCGAACAAUGAUCUCUUUUAGAUUGUAAUGAAAUAUAGAAUUGGGCAGGCUGAUCGAUUAAGGAUUUAUUGCCAC